AACGUCAUGGACGAUUCAAUUGACCCGAUCUCGAACCCUCACCCCCCAUCUGUUGUUCCCUGGGUUGCACCUGAACCAAGAAUGGUCUCCUCGGAAAAUGGCACGUCAGAUUCCUCAAUUCGAUUCACUCAACAUCUUUCAUCGAUUUUACCAUUUGUGAAUUCAAAUUCAGACCUUGGAUGCUACCUUGAAAAGGCAAUACGGAACGGCCCCCACUACAGCACCAUGCAGCACAUGAAGGCCAAUCAUAACGUCAACGUGCCAUACCGCAUGCUUCUGGAUACUGCAAGCCUGACAAUGCCAUCAUCUCAGAAGAUAGUGUUACUGGAGUUCUUAUUGAACGCGAACGAUCUGGACAUCAACAGGCAAGUGGAUGGCUGGUUUACUGUCUUGCGGUACUUUUACGAAGACAAGGAAGUAGUCGAGUAUCUAUUAAGACGCGGAGCAAAUCCAAACAUGGGGCCAGCAGCUGGUGCAAGAGUAAGCAUCUGGGGCGCAGAUGAGCUUGUUGAAGAUGCCGGUUCCGCACUCACGAUGGCCAUUCGUCGGGGAACCCUAGACGUCGUGGAAACGCUCGUGCAGCACGGCGCAAUUUUGGGGUAUAGCAUACCAGUUCACUGUGCGGUGGACAGAGGAGACGAAAACAUGCUUAGGAAAGUUCUCGAGCUGGGCGCGAACAUAGAUGAGACUGAUGCGACGCGUCGGCGUAUCUUCACACAGUAUUAUGGCUCUCCAUUGAUGCGGGCAGUCAGCCAAAACAAACUUCACAUGGUGGACGUUCUCCUUAGGAAAGGAGCUAAUGUCUGGUACCGCAACCGGAGGGGAAUGAAUGUAAUGGAUUUGAUUGAUGGGAGGGGAGUCGAUGCCCAGAUUAAGGCGAUUAUCAAUGCAGCGUGGCUUCAGAAGGCGUAA
This is a messenger RNA of Periconia digitata, 912 nucleotides long. The record is from the annotation of a GenBank genome assembly. NCBI's taxonomy places the organism in Eukaryota, Fungi, Ascomycota, Dothideomycetes, Pleosporales, Periconiaceae.